Echinococcus granulosus is the source of this 1074-nucleotide messenger RNA. Its product is annotated as Homeobox protein prospero. The record is from RefSeq and is a predicted model, not a curated record. Gene Ontology annotation, molecular function: RNA polymerase II cis-regulatory region sequence-specific DNA binding; DNA-binding transcription factor activity, RNA polymerase II-specific. Gene Ontology annotation, biological process: regulation of transcription by RNA polymerase II. Gene Ontology annotation, cellular component: nucleus. Bases 1 to 1074 code for a protein of 357 amino acids. NCBI's taxonomy places the organism in Eukaryota, Metazoa, Platyhelminthes, Cestoda, Cyclophyllidea, Taeniidae. The transcript is spliced from 5 exons.
AUGGCCGAAGGUCCAUGGGCUGACACCGAACCCUAUAUAAAUGGAACGCGUCAUACACUCUUCUCAACCUGUUCUAGUCAGUGGUUUACAGAGCUUACCACAAUGACUUUUUCUCGGAAUGCAAAAUUAUUCACAUGCUCAGUUUUGGAUCAGCGGACGCAUUUUGAACCAGAUUUCGCAACUCCACCGCAAGUUAGUAACAGCCUACAAUUUUACAUGAGUCCGCCAAAAGCUGUUUACAUCGUCCCGCCUCCAUCCUUGCUCUUAAACACUCCAAUGCUCAUGCAAGCUAAUCUGCCACUUUGGCUUUCGAUCAAAGAUGGGUCACGAGAAGCUAUUUGGAGUCAGGAAUCAGAAUUAGAGCAAGGAGGUCACGAUUUUUCCCAGAUCAUGGAACUCAGUAUGCGACAGAUCGAGAACCGGUUGGCUGAGAAUGGCAUAGGAAAAGAAAAUAUAUGGAAACGACAACAGAAGGCGGCUUGCAAAGAGAUCCAUACGCCUCUUAAUCGAAUAAAUCAUCGUCCUCUUGAAGGACCAAUGAACUUGAGCUCUGAGCGCGCGAUGACAGUUUCGAAGGUUACAUCUGUCCAACGCAUUCUGAAGGGUGAAAUUCUGAGUGACGAGCAUCUACGAAAGGCAAAGCUGAUGUUCCUCUACGCACGUUAUCCGAAUUCUGCCUACCUUAAAUACUUCUUCCCAGAGGUAACGUUUAAUCGCUACAACACAGCCCAGCUGGUCAAAUGGUUCAGCAACUUCCGCGAGUUUUUCUACAUCAAUGUUGAAAGAUACACACGCGCGCUUGUUGCAGAAGGCGUACGAUCACCUGAACUUAUCCGGAUAAUGCCGAAAUUUGGACUUUACAAAACUCUUAUUGUACACUACAAUCGUGGAAUGAAAAGUGAGACACCAGCAGAAUUCAUUGUGAUGGUGGAAAUGACAGUUUUGGAAUUUUUUAUUGCAAUUAUUACCGGUGCUGACAGACAUUCGGCAUGGAAAAAGAAGAUUUACAAAACAAUCGCUCUAUUCGAUCUACCCGUUCCUGAACAUUUCCGAUAUUUAAAAUGUAAAAUGUAG